Molecule: messenger RNA, 870 nt
Organism: Musa acuminata subsp. malaccensis (wild Malaysian banana)
Lineage: Eukaryota; Viridiplantae; Streptophyta; Magnoliopsida; Zingiberales; Musaceae
Source: RefSeq, a predicted model, not a curated record
AAAACCUUAGUCUUCGUUAAAUCACAUGCAUAUCCCUAAGCUUUUCAUAGAUCUAUAAAAUAUAAUCAUUAUCCGUCUUUUAUAAGUGUUGUUUCUAAUCAGACGGUCACGAGCAUUUGGAUGACGAACACGGGCCAUGGACGUACCAGCAGCCGUCUGAUCCAGAGGCGAGAGAUGGAGGGUGUUCUAGUAAUUUUGUGGGUCUUACACUCCACCGUGUAGAACUCCGCCUGGGGUUUGGGGCAGCUCCUCCUCCGUCGAGUAAUUUUACGCCCAAGACGUCGAGGGUUUCAUUUCAUCCUAAUCCAUCUGUAUCGACUGGAAGAGAGGAUGGAUCCGUCGGAGAUGAGAUAUCUGGAGGUCGAGGAUUCUCCAGUUAUGAAGACAAUUAAGGGCGCUAGUAGGAGCAUUCCAACAGCGAUCUCUGCAGGAUCAGCUCUUGCAUUCACUUCUGCUAUGUUGGAUAUUGGAGGCCGGACAGCAAGAGUUGACAAUGGAAAGGAGUGCUUCCCCUACACUACCGAGAAGAGGUCUACUGCUGAUUGAUUUCUUGUAUGAGGUACUCGGCAUCUUGUAACCACGUCCUCCGUGAUAGGGGGCGGCCCUUGGUGUUUUAGCAGGGAUAGUCCUUGUUCUUCAGUUGUGCUUUUGUUGUUGAUCAUAGUGGUAAUACGUGUUUUGCAGACAAUUAUCAUUUGCAGACAUGACCAAAUGUUGCAAGUGGUAAUUGCAAGUAUUUUUGAAUGAAUUCUUGUGCGUAUAGUGUUAGUAUCGGAAAUGGUUAAUAACUCAAUGUGACGAAGAUGACUUGAUCGGAUUCAUUUUUCAGAUGUUGUCGUCUUAAUGAAUAUAUUGUUUGGUGUUUUAGCA